AUGUCGCCGGCCAAAGUGUCGACCGCCACGGCGACACCCUCCAAGCUCGUCAACGGCACACCCAAGUCCGCCAAGAAGGCCAGCGCCAAGGCGUCUCCAUCCAAGUCCGCCGCCUCGUCUUCCUCGGCCGCUGCCACCGUCAAUGGCAGCUCGGCAUCGGCAUCGACCUCCUCGGCAGCGGCGUCCACAUCGACAGCGGCGCAAGAGAAGCCGACGGGCAAGUACUACGACUCGCUCAGCAAGCACAACACCGCCUUCACCUCGCUGCUCCACCUCAUCCCGCCCCAAUUCUACCUCACGCGCGACGACGACGAUCUGGCGGAGGAUGUGUCGUCAAAGUACAUGAAGAACAAGCGCAAGAAGGCCAAGUCCGAGAUCGAGGCCAAGGAGCGCAAGGACAAGCUGCGCGAGGCAAAGAAGCAGCGUCUCGACCCGGACAACUUUGCCACCGUCACCGACAUCCAGGCAGAGCGAGCGGCUGCUAAGGCUGCUCGUCAGGCGGCUGAGGCCGACUCGGACCUCGAAGUGGAUGCCGAGGGCAUGGUCUCGGACGACGACGAGGAAGACGAUGAUGAUGAUGAUGAUGACGACACAAGAGGCGGAGGUGCUGCUGGCGAUACGGACGACGAGAUGCAAGAUUCGGAUGUCGAGGAUCUACCUUCGAAGCCAGCCGCUGCUGCUGCUGCUGCCGACCCAACCGCUGCGGCGGCAUCCAAGCCCAUCCAGACCGAGGGCGAGCGCAAGGCGUCGAUCGAUGCGCUGCGCGCCAAGUUGCAUGCCAAGAUUGCUGGCCUGCAGCGCAAGCGCGGCGGCCUGCUUGCCGACGCCGAAGAGGGAUCCGAGGACGGCAGCAGCGUGAUCAGCUCCAAGGACGAGCUGCUCGAGGAGCGUCGCAGGCAACGCUUCGACGCACGCGAGCGCAAGAAGCAGGAGAAGAAGGAGGCCAAGGCGGCAGCCAAGCAGGCGGCCAAGGCCAAGAAGGCUGCCAACGCCAACGGCGCCGCUGCCAACGGCACCAAGUCGGGCAGCACGUUCAACGUGGCCACCAAGGCGCCAGCGCUGCUUGUGGCCGAGCCAGGCUACGGCGACAAGAACAAGCGCGCUGCUGGCUCGGGUGCCGCCGACAUUGACGUCAACGGCAACUCGCUCAACUUUUCCUCGCUCAACUUCAAGCCGGUGGGAGCGGCGGGUGCGGCGCUUCCGGACGAGGCUGGUGCGGGCGGCAAGAAGAACAAGCUUGCGCUGCCGUCGGAUCCCAAGGCGGCGCUGCAGAUGCUCGAGCACCGCAAGAAGCAGGACGAGGCGCGCCGGGCGAAGCUGGCGGAGAAGCUGGGCGAUGCGCCCGAGGCGCUGUCAGCCAAGGUUUCGGAGCUGGACGAGCAGAAGCAGUGGGACAAGGUGCUGGCGUCGGCGACGGGCGUCAAGAUCCGCGACGACGAGAAGCUGCUCAAGAAGGCGGCCAAGCGCAAGGACAAGCAGAAGGAAAAGUCGAGCAAGGCGUGGAACGAGCGUGCGCAGGCCGAGCAGAAGCAGCAGGCGGACCGCCAGAAGAAGCGCCAGGACAACAUCGCCGCACGCAAGGCCGCCAAGGGCGGCAAGGGCGGCAGCAAGAAGGGCUCCUCCUCGACGCUCUCGGCCAGCAAGACGCCCAAGGGCAAGCGUCCGUCGUUUGGCAAGGCGCGUCCGGGCUUCGAGGGCAAGAAGAUCGGCAGGUCGAGCAAGUAG
This is a messenger RNA of Moesziomyces antarcticus, 1725 nucleotides long. Its product is annotated as SURF6-domain-containing protein. Gene Ontology annotation, cellular component: nucleolus. Gene Ontology annotation, molecular function: RNA binding; DNA binding. Gene Ontology annotation, biological process: ribosomal small subunit biogenesis; ribosomal large subunit biogenesis. The coding region runs from base 1 to 1725 and encodes 574 amino acids. The transcript has a single exon. The record is from RefSeq and is a predicted model, not a curated record. NCBI's taxonomy places the organism in Eukaryota, Fungi, Basidiomycota, Ustilaginomycetes, Ustilaginales, Ustilaginaceae.